GUAAAAUUUGUGGAAGAAGGAAGUCAAAUGUGGGAUAACGUGACUGUGAGUCUGUGAGGGUGUGAGAGUUGGUAAAGUAGAAGAAGAAAAAUAGAUCAGAGUGCCGAUAUGAAGAAAGCAGAGCUGAUCGUCAUUCCAGCCCCAGGAAUUGGUCACUUGGUGUCGACACUUGAAUUUGCAAAGCGCCUAAUUGAUCGAGAUGAUCGACUUUUCAUCACUAUUCUCUCCAUGAAGUUCGACUUUUCCCUUUAUCCCUUUUCAGAUGCAUACACCAAAUCCCUCACUGCGACACAACCUCGAAUCCAACUCAUACAUCUCCCUCAAGUCAACCCACCUCCAUCGGAGCUUUUGAAAUCACGUUUAAACUAUAUAUCCGUCUACAUAGAAAAUAACAUUCCUAAUGUCAAAGAUACUGUCACAAAUAUUGUCUCCUCCAACUCUAACUCAGAUUCAUCCCGAGUUGUUGUUGGGUUAAUUCUUGAUUUCGUUUGCACGUCCAUGAUUGAUGUGGGCAGAGAACUUAAUCUCCCAUCUUAUUUGUUCUUCACUUCUAACGCAGGAUUUCUUGCUUUUAUGCUCUACCUUCCAAUUCGUCAUAACCAAAUUGGCAAUGAAUUUAGUGAGUCAGAUCCUGAAUUGUUAAUCCCAGGGAUACUCAACCCAUUACCUACAGGUGUUCUGCCUGCAGCUGUGCUCGACAAAGAUGGUGGCUACACAGCUUAUAUGAAGUUUGCUCAAAGGUUCAGGGACACCAAGGGAAUUAUAGUAAAUACGCUCAAAGAAUUGGAGCAAUAUGCUAUUGAUUCAUUUUCAGAUGGUCAAACCCCUCCAUUCUACACGGUUGGACCAGUGCUUGGCCUCAAGGGUCCACCUAAUCCUGCUUUGGAUGAGGCCGAGCGUGACACCAUCAUGAAAUGGCUUGAUGAUCAGCCUCCAUUAUCCGUGGUGUUUCUAUGCUUUGGAAGCAUGGGGAGGUUUGGUGGAACCCAAGUGAAAGAGAUGGCUCUUGGGCUAGAGCGUAGUGGGCGUAGGUUCUUGUGGUGCUUGAGGUCACCCACUUCCAAUGAUGUCUUGCCAGAAGGUUUCUUGGAUCAGAUCAAAGGGAAGGGGAUGAUAUGUAGUGGAUGGGCACCACAGGUGGAGAUUUUGGCUCACAAAGCAAUAGGAGGGUUUGUUUCUCAUUGUGGAUGGAACUCCAUAUUGGAGAGUUUGUGGUAUGGUGUGCCUAUUGUAACAUGGCCUAUAUAUGCUGAGCAACAGCUUAAUGCAUUUAGGAUGGUGAAGGAGAUGGGGUUAGCUGUGGAGCUGAGGUUGGAUUAUAAGAGUGGUGGUGAUCUUGUGAUGGCUGAUGAGAUAGAGAGAGCUGUAAGACAUGUGAUGGACGAUAGUGAGGUUAGGAAGAAGGUGAAGGAGAUGGGAGAGAUAGCCAGAAAAGCUUUGAUGGAUGGUGGAUCUUCGUUCAACUCUAUUGGACAACUUCUUGAGGAUAUGAUAGGUAGCACUUGAUAUAUAUGUAUGUACUGCGACUUACUAUGUAUUCUGGGUUGAUUUCUCAUCAUCAUUCUUGUUGAAGAAACAGAAGAGUGAGGGUCUUUUUAGACUUCAGACCUACGAGCUUAUCCACACCCAAUUACUGUUUACUUAUUUUCAAUUCGUAUCAAUAAACUUGUUAGAUUGUGCUUGUUUUUA
Messenger RNA from Quercus robur (English oak), 1689 nucleotides. Its product is annotated as UDP-glycosyltransferase 71K1-like. NCBI's taxonomy places the organism in Eukaryota, Viridiplantae, Streptophyta, Magnoliopsida, Fagales, Fagaceae. The record is from RefSeq and is a predicted model, not a curated record. Bases 109 to 1506 code for a protein of 465 amino acids. The transcript has a single exon. Gene Ontology annotation, molecular function: UDP-glycosyltransferase activity.